Messenger RNA from Prunus armeniaca (apricot), 531 nucleotides. The record is from the annotation of a GenBank genome assembly. NCBI's taxonomy places the organism in Eukaryota, Viridiplantae, Streptophyta, Magnoliopsida, Rosales, Rosaceae.
AUGGAAACUGGACAGGGUUCGCCAUCUUACUACAGAGUUCUUGGUGUCAGUUCGGACUCUUCCAUUGAAGAUAUAAGGCGUGCUUACCGUAAGCUUGCUAUGCAAUGGCAUCCGGACAGGUGGACAAGAACACCUUCUUUGUUGGGUGAAGCCAAGCGAAAAUUCCAGCUUAUUCAAGAAGCCUAUUCAGUGUUAUCAGACCGGAGGAAGCGGACCAUGUACGAUGCAGGCUUAUAUGAUCCUGAUGAGGAAGACGACGAGGGAUUCUGUGAUUUUGUGCAAGAAAUGGUCUCUCUCAUGGCCGAAUCCAGAAGAGAGGCAAAGAAUUAUAGCAUGGAGGAUCUACAGACAAUGUUGAUGGAGAUGGCCCAAGGGUUCGAGUCUCCUCCUCCGUCUUUGUUCUGUGGACAAUCAGCUUUUGAACAGUCUGGAUGCUUCAAGACCAAGAGGACGCGUCUGGAAUCUCAUUCAGGGGUGGACGGCUCAGCUCUACACGUACCAAGCCUAGGAAAUGGCUUCUUUUCAUUUUAG